Haplochromis burtoni (Burton's mouthbrooder) is the source of this 6284-nucleotide messenger RNA. Its product is annotated as G-protein coupled receptor family C group 6 member A. Gene Ontology annotation, biological process: G protein-coupled receptor signaling pathway. Lineage: Eukaryota; Metazoa; Chordata; Actinopteri; Cichliformes; Cichlidae. The transcript has 7 exons. Gene Ontology annotation, cellular component: membrane. Gene Ontology annotation, molecular function: G protein-coupled receptor activity. The coding region runs from base 68 to 2788 and encodes 906 amino acids. The record is from RefSeq and is a predicted model, not a curated record.
GAUACACACAAGUGAUUUUUCAGAGCACGUUUUCGGAGAUUAUUCGAAGAAGAUUUCUACUAACAAGAUGGACAGCUGGAGGAAGAUGAAACAUUCUUUCAGCUUCUGCAUCUUUUUUGUAGUUUUAUCACACCAUGGUACCAAAUCCUUCGAACAGGCCACAGCAGAAGGCGACAUCAUUAUUGGAGGAUUGUUUCCGAUUCACGAAAGCGUUAAUGUCACUGUGAAUUAUGAUGGCAGUGAAAACCAGAUAUGUGACAGGUUUAGCAUGGCUAACCUGGUCCAGUCUCUGAUAAUGGUGCAGGCGCUGGAGGAGAUAAAUCAGAAGCAAGAGUUGGGGAACCUCACCUUGGGAUAUCUUAUACUUGACUCCUGUGGUGACGUUACUACCUCCCUGAGAAAAAUCCCGUCCUUUAUGAGGGGAAACUGUAACACUAGUGCACAGCAGUCUUCCCCUGUCCUUGCUGUCAUUGGUGGUUACUACUCAGAGAUAGCCAUAGCAGUUACAAGGCUACUCAACCUGGAAUAUAUACCUGAGAUAAGUUAUGGUGCAACCUCUGGCCUUCUAAGUGAUAAAACCCGUUUUCCAAGCUUUAUGAGGACUGUACCACAAGAUAAUCACCAAGCUCGUGCCAUCUCCGAGAUUCUUGAUAAUAAUGGAUGGACUUGGGUUGGUGUGCUGACAACCGAUGGUGAAUAUGCUCGCUAUAUAACUGAGCGGCUCUGGUACUAUACAAACCAAAAAGGCAUCUGCUUCGCCUUCACCUCUGUUCUUCCAGAUAAUUUAAAUGAUUAUUUGCUGGGAAAGAGCAUUGAGUCUACAGUCAAAACCAUCAUAGAUAAUGAAAACGUCAGUGUCAUUGUGUCCUUCGCGAAACCUGACCAUAUGAUGUAUAUUUUUCAAAAACUUCUCAAUGAUCCUCAAGGAACAAGGAGAAUUUGGUUGGCCAGUGAUAUUUGGUCACAAUCACCUGAAAUACUGAAUACAAAAAAACAUACUUUGAGUGACAUAGGAACAAUCAUUGGGAUCACUUUUAAAUCUGGAAACACAACCAAGUUGAAGCGAUAUCUCGAUGACCUUGAUGAAAAUCCAAGCCACCACAACAACAACCCAUUCUUGUCUACAUUUUUAAAGCAGCAUGGGUCGACUUCAUCAGAGAAGUUAAAGACUAUGAUAUAUCCAUCUGCUGUGUUCAGUAUAGAACUGGCGGUUAAAGCAAUAGCUCAGGCUGUUGAAGACCUCUGCACUGACAGAGACUGCAAGACAAAACGCCCAUCCCCAUUGGAGUUACGAGGAGCCCUAUGGAAGGCAAAGUUCCACAUGGAUGGGAAAAACUAUUCAUUUGAUCCCCAUGGUGACCUCAACACUGAAUACGAUAUCGUCCUAUGGAAGCAGACUUCAGAGUCUCUAGACGUAAAUGACAUUGUAGCUCGCUACAGUAUAUUGCAAAAUAGCCUGACGUUCAUCUCGCAGGAAACAAAACAUGCUUUCUACAUUUACAUUGGAAACGUGACUUCCAGGUGCACAGACAGCUGUCAGCCUGGCUACAGUAAGACUUCAGUUUCGGGCCAGCCUCGUUGCUGCUAUCAGUGUGAACCCUGUGCUGAGAACACCUUUUCCAAUACCACUGAUUCGGAGAAGUGUAAUCCUUGUGAAAAAAACUAUUACUCCCUAAAAGGCAGUUCAAAGUGUUUGCCAAGAAAAAUAGAUUUUCUGAAAUGGGAUGAUGUAUAUCUUAUUGUGCUGCUGUCUUUUACUUCUUUAGGAGCAGUGCUUACCAUUGUUGUUGGGAUCAUCUUCCUUGCACACUGGAAUACCCCUGUUGUGCGCUCAUCUGUUGGCCCAAUCAGCAUCAUUCUCCUCCUCUCCCUUAUGAUCACAUUUACUAGUGUUAUAUUAUUUGGUGGUCCACCCAAUAGCUAUCAGUGUCAAGCACGGCAGGUGGUGUUUGGCUUGAGUUUUACCUUGUGUGUCUCCUGCAUCAUGGUCAAGUCCUUUAAGAUCGUCUUAGCCUUUGAGUUUGACCCGGUCAUUCAAAGUGUGCUGAAGAAGCUCUACAAGCCUUACCUCAUUAUUGCAGUCUGCAUGGCAGGUCAAGUGGUUAUUGUUACAACGUGGCUUAUACACAGUCCUCCAACUGCUGACUCAGAGAUCACACAGAACAACAUGAAACUGAUGUUUUGUAAUGAGAAAUUAAUUCCUGCAUUUGGAGCCAUGUUAGUCUAUAUUGGCCUUUUGGCUCUCAUCUGCUUUGGUGUUGCUUUUAAGGGACGAAAGUUGCCUGACUGUUACAAUGAUGCAAAGUUCAUCACUUUUGCAAUGCUCAUUUACUUCAUCUCCUGGAUCAUGUUUGGUCCAGUCUAUGUCAAUGUCACAGGCAAGUACAUUCCAGCAGUGGAGAUGGUUGUUAUCCUCAUCUCAGCCUACGGCAUCUUGUUUUGUCAGUUCUUCACAAAGUGCUACAUUAUUCUGUGUAAGAAGGAAGCAAACACAGAGAAAUCAUUCCGCCGGGAUAUUAGGAAUUAUUCCAUGGAUCACAAAGGCAGUGAGGAUGAGCUGUCAUCUAAGGGAAUUCAAAACCCUACUUUAUCUUUAUCUUUGGAGUCAUUCCCAAAUUCCCAAUUUUCAGACUCAAUCACUGAUUGGAGUUCCACCAGGCAGCCUAGUGAUUCCUCAAACUCUCUCUCCCCAGUCUCGAACCCACAGCAAAACAUACUUCAGAACAACCUAAAUUCCUCUAACACCCUAAAGAGAAUUUCAAGCUUGCCAAUAUCACUAAUAAAAUAAUUCACAAUUAUUAAGAAGGCAACAUAAUGUUUAGAAUUGCAGCACAAAGUGGAAUAAAUAUGAAAGUCUGUGCAUUUUUAGGACUGCCACUAACAUUUUAAGUAAUGGAUAAUAAGCACAUUAUUUUCUGAUUCAUUCAAUUAGUUUGUGUCUUAAAAUUUGUAAUUUCCAACAAAUUGUAAUGUGUUUGGUCCACACUGUUGAUGUAAAAAUCCCCAAAACUGAUAAUAUUUAGUUGAUUUCAACAAUUUUAGGAAUUGACAGCAUUCUGCAUCUUUAAGUAGAUGGAUUGACUGGUUCACAGGAGGAUGCUUGCAAAGCCACUACAGACUGUUUAUACAUUCAUCCAUUCUCUUCUGCUUAUCCUCAUCAGGGCUGCGGGGUGUGCUACUACAGGGUACACCCCGUACAGGUCACCACCCAGAUGCAGUGCUAACACAUAGAAACAACCACUCACAUUCACACCUGUGGGCAAUUUAGAUUCACCAGUCGGGCUUGCUCAGAGUGGUAUGGCUGUAAGCUUGCAGACUGUUUGGUAUUCUUCAAAUCAUCAUUAUCUUGCAGAUUUAUUGUUCUAUUAUUCUGGAAUCACUGACUCGUUGAGUCAGGGUUAAAGGUCAAAAGAAUACGACACAAUAAAUAUAAAGAAAACUUUUUAAAAUGUAAAACAUUUGAAAACUUGUAAGCAUCUUUCUGCAAUUCUGUAGGGCAUAUUUGUUGGUGGUGCCUUUUAACAUUAUGUUGAUGAUUUACUGACACAGAUUUGUUACAUAUUUGAAUUUGAUCAUGUAUUCUGUUAUAUUUUUGUAUCUAAAGGCUUAGUGACUAUAUAUAAGAAAUACACAUAUACACUCACCAGCCAUUUCAUUAGUUCAUCAGUUAACUCUUUUCCGGACAGUGUUGGGAACCCUUUUGGCUAACCAUAGAGAUGGUUGAGUGGGAAACCUGUUGGAUUAGCAGUUUUUGAAAUACUCAGAUAAACAACCAUGUCAUGUUCAACGUAAUUUAAAUAAUCUUUCUACCCCAUUCUGAUACUUGCUUUGAACUUCAGCAGGUCAUCUUGACCAUGUUUACAUGCCUAAAUGCCUAGAGUUGGUGAAAAAUGAUUGGCUGAUCAGAUGUUUGCAUUAACAAGUAGUUGAACAGGUGUACCUUAUAAAAUGGCCUGUGGGUGUAUAUGUAAGAGAAUAACUUUUAGAAAUUUUUUUUAUCAUCUGUUUGUGUAUUGGGUUCUUAAAGAGUACUUCAAUUCCUUGUAAUUGUUCAUUCUUUCAGUGUUUCGGCCAAAUCCUGAACUUCAACAGGUAACAAACUGAUGAGCAGGCAGCAUCCAUUUCUAUGUGUUCAUGUUGCUACAGUAGAAUCACUGUGGUGAUUGGUUUAAAAUGUCUCUUUGUGCUGGUUUUCAUUUUCGCUCUGUGUUUUCAACUUGUGUUCAUACCUAAAUCCUUACUACUAAUCCUCAUUAGGAUCAGGAUUUGUGUUGGUGUGUGGGACUUUAGUCUCAGGUGUAUAUUGUUAAAUGGUAACUAUGAGACAAUGCAUUGCAGAUAAUGACCAAUGGAGACCGGGAACACCCCACAAGAGCUUCAGUUCUGGAGAUGCUCUUACCCAGUCGUCAAACUAUCAUAAUUUGGUCCUUCUCAAACAAGCUCAAAUCUUAGGCUUGACAAAAUGUUCACUUGUUCCAUAAUAUAUCCAACCCACUAACAGAUGCUGUAAUGAAGAAACAAUCCAAUGUUAUUGACUUCACCUAUCAGUGGUCAUAAUGUUAUACCUGAUAUGUGUAUGUUUGUUCUUUCUUGAAUCAAUUAAAAGGAGAGUUUGCCAGACGUAGAGUUUAUAUUCCUAAAACCCUGCCCCUACUAUCUGCCGCGGGAAUUCUCAGUUGUGUUUUUGGCUAUUGUUUACAUUCAGCCACAAGCUAGCUCCGCAGCAGCGCUCGGCAAACUCCAUGACGUCAUCAGCGCAUUAGAGACAACUCAUUUAUACGCUGUUUUUAUCGUCACUGGUGACUUUAAUAAGUGCAACUUAUGGACUGUACACCCAAAACAUCAUCAACAUGUGGCCAUUCCUACCCAUGACAAGAACACCCUGGGUCAUGUCUACAGUACAACCCCACAUAGCAAAAUUGGUAUGGCCCGGAUCUGGCCCACACAAUGUGCUUACUCAUGGCCCACAUACCGCAAAGAAUGACGGCCCUUUGGUGGCCCAGAUCUGGUUUGCCAGAGGUGGCCCAUACAUGCUUCAAGACCACAACCCUCAAUCCGUCUCCCCAAGAAAAGCCCAGCCACCUGCCUAAAUGACUACAAACCAGUUGAACUCACUCCAAUCAUUGCAAAAUGCUUUGAGAGAGUGGUGCUGGCCUACAUCCAGAGAAACAUCCCAGACACUCUGGAUCCCCUGCAGUAUGCCUACCGGGCCAAAGGGUCCACGCCAGAUGCCAUCGCUGCUGCCCUUCACUAUUCCCUCUCCCAUCUGGAAAACAAAGACUCAUCCAUCAGGGUACUUUUUGUUGAUUACAGCUCCAAUUUCAAUACAUUCAUCCCUAACAAACUCACUCACAAGCUGGCAACAAUCGACCCACACCCACCCUCUGUGACUGGCUACAGGACUUUUUGACUGGCAGGCCCCAGUCCGCCAGGAUCGGCACCAGGACUUCAGCCAGCAUUAUUACAAACACAGGCGUUCCACAGGGUUGCAUCUUCAGUCCCAUUCUCUACACCCUGUACACCCAUGACUGUGUCACAUCCAACAAGGACAACACCAUAUUGAAGUUCGCAGAAGCAGCUUUAGAUACCUGGGUGUCUACAUCACUGAGGACCUCACCUGGUCACUGAACACCACACAGCUGGUCAAGAAGGCUCAACAGCGGCUGUACUUCCUGAGGAGGCUGAGGAAAUUUGGUUCGUCGGGCAAGAUCCUCAGCAGGUUCUACAGCUGCAUUGUGGACAGCACAUUGACCAGCUGCAUCACUGCAUGGUACGGCAGCACUACUGCUAUGGACCGCAAAUGCCUGCAGAGAGUGAUAACAACUGUGGAGAAGAUCAUCGGGACCCCGCUGCCCUCUCUGCAAAGCAUCUACCAUCACAGAGUCCAAAGGAGAGCUGCCUCCAUUCUCAAAGACUUCACACACCCCCAACAUAGACUGUUCACUCUUCUGCCCUUGAGACAAAGGUUUAGAAGUGUGAAAUCCAGAACAUUCCGACUCAACAAUUCCUUCUUCCCCACUGCUAUCAGACUCUUGGACAGCUGACCUAUUUUUAACUAUAAUAAUAAUUUGUGCACAUCAGGCACAUUAAGCCAGCACAUUAAGCUCAUAGAUAUUUUGAACACACAUCCAUUUCAAGCUUAAAUUUGUGUCUUUAUUUAUUUAUACUGUUUUUAUUUAUCAUUUCUAUUUCCCUAUAUUAACCGGCAUUUUUGUGUGGACAGCAAAGAAAGAAUUCCAUUGCACAGAGAAAUGCUUUCUUAGUACAUAUGACAAUAAAUGCUU